ACAGUUAAAAACAUUUAAACAAUAACAGUCGACGUGAGCAAACGUAAACGCGCUUCUAACAAAAAAAGACACGAACGAAAAUAAAAAAAAUUAAAAAAAUACUACAUAAUUAUUGUUUUGACAGUUGUUGCGAUUUUGUAAAGAGAUAUUUGAUUGUUUAUAACAAAUGGUUGGUCAUUAAAAAAUUUAUGUGAUUUGAAAAAAUAUUUUAUGUGAAUUUUUGUUUAAUUAAAGAAAAAAAAAAAAAAACAAAACUAGAAUUUUGUAACUCAGCAGUUACAACAACCUAAACAUAAGAAAGAAUAAUAAAAAAAUUCAAAAAACAAAAAAAAAUCCUGAAAAAUCCUGUUUUCCGUGAAGAGUAUACUUGAAAUUGUGUUUCCAGUUAUUAUUCCAAGUGGAUUAUUGCAGCGAGCAAAACCCGGUCUGGUCCCGAAGUAAAACCUUUCAAGGCUACAUUCCAGUUUCAAAGUAAAACAGCAACAACACCAGAAAAAAACUGCAUUACAUUUGCUGUUUUAAGGCUCCAACAACACAGCAGCAACAACAACAACGAUGCGACAAACUACAGUUAACGAGAAAAUCGAUCCCUUAAUGCGUAUCCAACAGGAAAUCCAAGAGGUUGAGCGACGAGAGCAGGAAUAUCGUCGCCUCAUUUCAUCCGUGUCCACGGUGGGCAUGGCCAACGCCGACAAUGACAACGAAGCCUCCGAUGAUAAUCACAACGACAGCUUGCAGUCUCUGAGUCCAGUGCCACCGGCCAAUACCUCACUGAACAGCAACGAGGAUUACAACUCCAAUAACUCGCUACCCUUGAUUGUCAACAGCAUUAAAGAGGAUGAUCAUCACUCUGAAGAUUCCGGCAUUUCGGCCUCCUCCAGUCCGGUAAAUGGCGUGUCGGCCAAUAUCAAGAAACUCAAUGAGGCCACCUUGCCAGCCAAGGAACAUCGUUACAUUGGUCCAAAUUGCUAUGGUCUGACACCGGAACCACCUCAACAGAAAUUGAUGACUCGCACCGUUUCCACACCCCUCCUGAGUGCUAUAAAAGCCCCCCGGCAACAGUUCACCAUGAGUCCAGCCCACAAGGGUGUGAUGCAGCGGUUCAUUGCCUCACGUGGCAAACUCCAGCUAAACAAUACCCUCAACAGUCCCAGCCACAAUAACAGCAAUAAGAUCUUCCUAAACGGCAACAAUGCCGUGGCAGUUUUGGGUUUAAAUUCCCCCACGGCAUUGAAUACCCCACCCAACACACCCAUGACACCAGCCUCAGCUUUGUUGGGUAAUGCGUCCACAGCCGUGCAGCCAGAUUUUUCACUUCGCAGUCCAAUUGUGCCUAGUGUGAUUUUGUCUCCACCCCAGAUUGAACGUGACUCAGAGGGCAGGCCCAUACGUCCCGGCUAUGUGCCGGUGGAGGUGAAAAUUCAACGUGAAUUGCAGGAUCUGAAGACCAGAGAAAGUGAAUUGAAGAAGAUCCGUAAAAUACGUCAGUCGACACCGGAUCUCUUGGACUCCAUUGAGAAUGAACUUGCUUAUUCUGACAGCGAUGACUCUGAAGUGGAACAUUGCUACGGUCCUGGUAAAUUGCGUGCUGCCAAAUCCAUAGGCGAUAUGUGUGAUGCUGCAAACAACGGCGGUCCAAAUAGCAUUUCCCCAAUACCAGAUUUCAAUAAACAACAAAAAUUCUCUGGUGCUGGCGGUAUGCGACCGGCUGUCUCCUUGGCCCAACUCUGUGAAAUGGAUCCCGAGGAAACACCCUCUUCAAAAGGUCUAAUAGCCCAGUGGGAGAAUCUUAUACAACAAAAUGCCUAAAAGAAGAAACGACGCAGAAGACAAUGUUAUAUCCUAGAAGGAAUUCCUACCAACUAUGCAAAUGUUUUGCCGUUUCCUUUUUUUGUUGUUGAGCUUAAGCCUUUAAUUUAUUGAAAAAAAUGUAUUAGAAAAAAAAAAAAACAAAAAACGAAAAAUCCCAUAGAUCUGGCAUCUUUAGGUAGUAGCAAAGCAAAGCAAAGUAAAAGGGCAAGGAGAUUUUUAGUUGGCAUAACAAAGGGUUAUUUAUUCUCUGAGUGGAGAGAAAUUGUGACAAGGCCAAAUUGCCAAAGGAGCAAAUUAACGGUUCUUUUCCAUUUUGGCCCCUAAUCAUAGCUUAAACAUAAAUCACCCAGAGCUGGCAUUCUAAAUUAUUCGAUCAUAUUUUGUUUUAAGUAUUAAAUUCUAUUAUUUGCCGUUGUGUAUUUUCCCUUUAUUCUAGUUUCUUUUUCCUUUAUUUAAUUUUCUUUUUUUUUU
Musca domestica (house fly) is the source of this 2283-nucleotide messenger RNA. RefSeq lists its product as uncharacterized. Lineage: Eukaryota; Metazoa; Arthropoda; Insecta; Diptera; Muscidae. The coding region runs from base 556 to 1809 and encodes 417 amino acids. The record is from RefSeq and is a predicted model, not a curated record. The transcript has 4 exons.